CUCGAGGACUACUACCUACUGUUGUUGCCCUGUCUUGGUUGACACCCUCAGAGACGUCACUUGGACAGUGGGAUUGGCAGCAUGGGACAGCUUCCGUGGAAAUCAUCUGUAAGUAGUCAGCCUGAGGAAAGCACCCUGACUGAAGAUAUUGGCACCAACGACGAUACAUCUACCUCAACACUUUCUACUGCGAGUCAGAAGCAUUCAAGAUGGGUUGAACCAAUGGAUCUGAUGUCGUUAGUCACUGAAAAUGAAAUCCUAAAGAGAGAUUAUGCAAAAUGCACACUUGAACACCUGGAGACCAAACGACAUCUGAACAUGCUGGAAGAAAAGUCUGUAUUUAUAAGAAGGGAGCCAUCCAUCCUGAUGACUGAAUUUUCAUUGACUCAAGCCUCAACACAUGAUCAUGACGACUGUCGUCCAUUGUGCAUCUUGCUAUGGCCGCAGCAGCAUUCAGCCCCUGCAGUUGUUUGGCAAAGGACCCACUCAGGGCAACUAUCUGUCACUCUUCACUUACCGGGGUCCUCGCUAUGCCCCGCGACCCCGUCUGCCUGGCCACGCUCCCAACAUGACACUUCAGCAGCUGUAUCGCAUGCUGAAGCUGAUGAAAAAGGUCAGGAAAAGAGAGACUUCUGGUGCUGUCAGGUUAGGAACACUACAAAGUCUCCAUUGAAUGCAUGUUUUUGGGAUGUGGGAGGAAACUGGAGUGCUUGAAGAAAACCUAAGUAGGCAUGAGGAGAACAAGCAAACUCCAUACAGGCGGGGACGGGAUUUGAAGACUGCAACUCAGACCUGUGAGG
Messenger RNA from Syngnathoides biaculeatus (alligator pipefish), 800 nucleotides. RefSeq lists its product as uncharacterized. The transcript has 6 exons. NCBI's taxonomy places the organism in Eukaryota, Metazoa, Chordata, Actinopteri, Syngnathiformes, Syngnathidae. The record is from RefSeq and is a predicted model, not a curated record. Bases 82 to 714 code for a protein of 210 amino acids.